Molecule: messenger RNA, 1834 nt
Organism: Tribolium madens (black flour beetle)
Lineage: Eukaryota; Metazoa; Arthropoda; Insecta; Coleoptera; Tenebrionidae
Product: 2-hydroxyacyl-CoA lyase 1
Exons: 3
Coding region: 82-1788 (568 amino acids)
Biological process (GO): fatty acid alpha-oxidation
Cellular component (GO): peroxisome
Molecular function (GO): magnesium ion binding; catalytic activity; thiamine pyrophosphate binding
Source: RefSeq, a predicted model, not a curated record
AGUACCGAUAAACGUCAAACAAGGUUUGUGCUGUUGCUAUCAGAGUUACACAAGUUUUUAAAGGUGAAACUACUUAAAAUAAUGGAGGAAAUCGAUGGAAACGCAAUUCUAGCCCAAGCCCUCAAAGAACAGGGAAUCGAGUAUGUCUUCGGCAUCUGCGGCUUUCCGGUAAUCGAGCUGAGCAUGGCCUUUCAAACGGCGGGAAUCCACUACAUCGGCAUGCGUAACGAACAAGCCGCGUGCUACGCCGCCCAGGCCAUGGGCUACCUAACCGGAGUUCCCGGAGGCGUCCUCGUGGUCUCCGGUCCCGGAUUAUUGCACGUUUGUGCCGGAAUGGCCAAUGCCCAAGUCAAUUGUUGGCCUGUUGUAGUCAUUGGCGGCUCAUGUCCGCAAGACCACGAAGGAAUCGGGGGCUUCCAAGAGUGCUACCAAGUCGAAUUAGCUCGACCUUAUUGCAAAUACUCGGCUCGUCCUCCCAGCCUCUCCCUCAUCCCCCAGCACGUGGAAAAAGCCGUGCGGUUGGCCACAUACGGCCGACCCGGAGCCGUCUACUUGGACUUUCCCGGGAAUCUGCUCCAGGCCCGGACUACUGUCGACAAGAUUCCCAAACAGUACAUCUCGCCUGAAAUUCCGGUGAUUUACCCGGAACCGAGGAAAAUCGACGAAGCCGCUGCUUUGAUAAGCGGGGCUCAGAGGCCACUUGUGAUUGUUGGAAAAGGAGCGGCGUAUGCACGUGCCGAAGGACAAGUCCGCGAGUUGGUUGAUUCGACAAAUUUACCAUUUUUGGCGACUCCUAUGGGAAAAGGGGUGGUUUCGGACACCAACCCCAACUCGAUACAGCCUGCUAGAUCACUAGCGUUACAAAGAGCCGAUGUUGUUUUGUUACUAGGGGCUAGAUUGAACUGGAUUUUGCACUUCGGACGCCCCCCGAGAUACAACUCAAACGUCAAAGUUAUCCAAAUUGACGUUUGUGCCGAAGAAUUGAACAAUAGUGUCAAGUCGGCUGUGGCCAUACAAUCUGAUCUUAAACCAGCAGUGGGGCAAUUGGUCGAAAGUCUCAAAAGGCGUGGCUUCACGUUCAGCAAACACUCCGAUUGGUGGAACGAUCUUAACAAGAAAAUUCAAGAUAAUAAAAGAAAGGUGCAAGAAAUGAUCCUUGAUAUUUCUGAACCUUUGAACUACUACGCCGUUUUCCAUCAUUUGCAAGAAGUGUUGCCCCAAAACCCCAUUAUUGUGAGUGAGGGAGCAAACACCAUGGAUAUAGGACGAUCAGUACUGAUGAACGCCUUACCGCGUCAUAGAUUAGACGCUGGUACUUUUGGUACCAUGGGUGUGGGUCUAGGUUUUGCCAUUGCGGCUGCCCUUUAUUGCCGCCAUUUUGAACCCAAGAAAAGGGUUAUUUGUGUCGAGGGAGAUUCAGCGUUUGGGUUCUCGGGGAUGGAGAUUGAGACCAUGGUACGAUACAAACUCCCAGUUAUAAUCGUCGUGGUUAACAAUUCAGGUAUUUAUGGUGGUGUACCCCAGGAGGUCUUCAAGGAUUUACAGGAAAGUGGAGAAGUUACGAAAGUGACUCCCCCCACAACUCUGUUUACUAGUACCCGUUAUGAAAAAAUGAUGACAAUGUUUGGACGAGAAGGGUACCACUGUACUAGCAUUUCCGAGUUGCAGAAAGCCGUCAAAGAAGCAUUGAAAGAGACUGAAGGCCCCACCAUUAUCAAUGUUGUCAUAAGCCCCUCAGCUGAUAGAAAACCGCAAGAUUUCAACUGGUUGACUGAAUCAAAAUUGUAAAUUUUUUAAAUUGUUGUUAUAAUAAACUGUUGGUUAAUUACGAAAA